Daucus carota subsp. sativus is the source of this 3333-nucleotide messenger RNA. Its product is annotated as synaptotagmin-5. The transcript is spliced from 14 exons. Bases 501 to 2954 code for a protein of 817 amino acids. NCBI's taxonomy places the organism in Eukaryota, Viridiplantae, Streptophyta, Magnoliopsida, Apiales, Apiaceae. Gene Ontology annotation, molecular function: lipid binding. The record is from RefSeq and is a predicted model, not a curated record.
ACUUAAAUUCAUACUUAAACAUAACAUAAUAACAUAUCACGUAGAUUUCUCUCACAAUAAAAAAGCAGCAGCAAUUUUAACACCAACGUCUGAAAUUCUGAAUCUGAUCUCCAGAAUAUCUGUACUUUGAAAUUCAUCGGACUACAAAAGGUAAAACACCAGAACUCAAGUGACAGACUCCUAUGUUUCAGACAGACAUAAAUAACUGAAUGAGUACUCUGCUGACUUUGUUUGACUUUUCACUCUCUCUCUUCCCACUCUCUUUGAAUUUUCCCUCAGCUAAUUUUCUCCCUUUGGCUUCCACAAAGACAACUGCUUGUUCAUACUCUGACCCAAGCAAAGAAUCAUGUGUACUUCCACUUUAGGCAAGAUCCAAUUUCUGGGUCUUUUGUAGUUUUGAAUUUUGAUCUCUUAAUUGAAAGCCCAUUAAAGUUUUCUUAGGUUUUGUUCUUUGCUUGCAAGAAAGUUUAGUUCUUGAAAGUUGGCUUUUGUUUUCAAGAAUGGUGAGGAGAAACAAAUAUUAUGAUUUGAAUGAUGCAGUAGCUUUCUUGAACACUUUCUUGGUUAGGAACCCUUUGUUUCCCUUCGUGGUUCCUCUAGUUUUAGUGCUCUGGACAGUUGAGAAAUGGGUUUUUUCUUUGUCAAAUUGGGUUCCUCUUGCUAUGGCUGUUUGGGCAACUUUUCAGUACAAGAGUUAUCAACAGCGUAUUGUUGUGGAAGACUUGAAUAAGAAAUGGAAGCAAGUCAUGUUGCAAUCAUCAGCUGAGACUCCUUUAGAACACUGUGAAUGGCUGAGUAAGCUAUUGAUAGAAGUGUGGCCGAAAUUUAUCAGCCCCAAGCUUUCUCUUAGGUUCACAUCCAUUGUUGAGAGACGCUUAAAGGAUCGAAAGUCCAGGCUAAUCGAAACAAUAGAAUUACAAGAAUUCUCACUUGGUUCAACAGCUCCUCUCUUGGGGCUUCAGGGGAUUAGGUGGUCGACUACGGGUGAUCGGAAAAUCAUGCAUAUGGGCUUUGACUGGGACACUAAUGAUGUGAGUAUCAAGUUGCUUGCUAAGUUAGCAAAGCCGUUACUGGGAACUGCUCGGAUCGUUGUAAACAGCCUGCACAUGAAGGGUGAUCUUCUCCUGAUGCCAGUUCUGGAAGGAAAAGCACUACUAUACUCGUUUGUGUCAACUCCUGAGGUAAGAAUAAAUGUUGCAUUUGGAAGUGGUGGAAGCCAAUCACUACCUGCAACAGAAUUGCCAGUGGUUUCAUCAUGGCUGGUUAAAGUUAUCAAUGACAGCUUAGCUAAGACAAUGGUUGAACCUAGGCGUCGCUGUUACUCUAUGCCAGCGGUAGACCUGUACAAGAAGGCUGUUGGUGGCACAGUAUAUGUGACUGUAAUAUCAGCUAACAAACUUUCUAAGGUUAACUGUGCCAGAAGUCAACAGUGCCUUAUAAAUGGAUAUGUGGAGGAGAAUCAUUGUACUCUGAUGCAGACAUUUGUAGAGGUCGAACUUGAAGAUUUAACCAGGAGAACAGGCAUGAAAUCUGGGACUGGCCCUAUAUGGGAUUCAACCCACAAUAUGGUUCUACAUGAUGAUACAGGGAUUGUGAAAUUUCAUCUGUAUGAAUGUACAUCAGGGAGUGUGAAUUAUGUCUAUCUAACGAGCUGUGAAAUCAAGAUAAAAUAUGUCGCAGAUGACUCUACCAUGUUCUGGGCAGUUGGAGCAGACUCCAGUGUUAUAGCCAAACAUGCCGAGUUUUGUGGCAAAGAAAUUGAAAUGGUUGUUCCAUUUGAGGCGGAAAGUUCAGGAGAGUUGAAGGUGAAACUUGUACUAAAAGAGUGGCAGUUUUCUGACGGUUCACAUAGCAUGAAUAAUUUCCAUCUCAACUCUCGAGCAUCAUCACUCUAUGGGUCAUCAAAUAUGCUGACAAGAACUGGAAGGAAAAUAUACGUGACUGUUGUUGAAGGUAAGGACUUAAUAACAAAAGACAGAUCUGGGAAGUGUGAUCCAUAUGUAAAACUUCAAUAUGGGAAGGCUUUUAAAAGAACUAAGAUUGUUCAACGGACAUCAAGUCCUGCAUGGAACCAGAAGUUUGAUUUUGAUGAAAUAGGAGAUGGUGAAUACCUGAAGAUAAGAUGCUAUAGUGAAGAUACCUUUUCAGAUGAUAAUAUUGGUAGUGCACGAGUAAACUUGGAAGGACUCGUGGAAGGGUCAAUCAAGGAUGUGUGGAUACCCCUUGAAAAAGUUAAAUCUGGAGAACUGCGGUUUCAAAUAGAAGCUGUUAAAAUGGAUGAUAAUGAAGGAUCAAGAGGUUCAAAUGGCGGUGCAGGCAAUGGUUUGGUUGAAAUUUCUCUUAUUGAAGGACGUGACCUUGUGGCUGCAGAUAUUAGGGGGACAAGCGAUCCAUAUGUUAGGUUACAAUAUGGAAAUUUAACGAGAAAGACCAAGGUUUUGUAUAAAACUCUUAAUCCAAAGUGGAACCAGACCUUUGAAUUUCCCAACAAUGGAAGCACUUUAGAGUUGCAUGUGAAGGACCACAACCCUGUGCUACCUGCAUCAAGCAUAGGUGAUUGUGUUGUUGAGUACCAGGGGUUGCCUGCAAAUGAGAUGUUCGACAAGUGGAUACCACUGCAGGGAGUCAGAAAAGGUGAAAUCCAUAUUCAGAUCACUAGAAAAGUGCCUGAAAUGCAGAAGGUAUCAAGUUUGGACCCAGAAUCAGCUACCAAGGCAAACCAGAUUUCUAACCAGAUGAAGCAAAUGAUGCUCAAGUUUCAGUCGUUACUUGAUGAUGAAAACGUUGAAGAGCUCCAUGCACUCCUUAGUGAGAUGGAAAGCCUCCAUGAUACAGAAGAAGAGUACAUGGUUCAGCUUGAAACUCAACAGAAACUUCUACUCGACAAGAUAAACGACCUUGGUCAGGAAGUCAUAAAUUCCUCACCUUCCUUAAGCAGAUCGUGGGAGGAUUGAAGCCAAAUCUCUCUAUUAUCAUAUAUUUACAUCUUUUUAGCACAAGAACUUGAUCGUGCAGAUAGGAUCAACUGCCACUCGAGCAACUCCAAUAUAUGAAGUAUUGUAUAGUAUAGGAGUCCACACGGAUAGCUCUCUUCACUCUUGUGUAUCAUGUAUAUGAGUUGAUAAUUCCUGGCCACAAGGGUAUAUGAUAGGCAUGAGCUCUCAUUAUUCCUUAAAGGCUGCAUUUUGUCUGGUAAUUUCAACUACUGUAAUAUUGUUGGCUUUCAAUAGCUAUGUAAAUUUUUAUGACUCUCACAAUUCAGUAUUAUUAGAGCAAGCUAGGCAGCUUAGCUAAAAAAGAGUAAGAUACUGCUUGGAAAACAUUUAAGCUACA